This is a messenger RNA of Colius striatus (speckled mousebird), 1337 nucleotides long. RefSeq names its product D-aminoacyl-tRNA deacylase 1 (gene DTD1). The coding region runs from base 94 to 717 and encodes 207 amino acids. Gene Ontology annotation, biological process: tRNA metabolic process. Gene Ontology annotation, molecular function: D-tyrosyl-tRNA(Tyr) deacylase activity. The record is from RefSeq and is a predicted model, not a curated record. NCBI's taxonomy places the organism in Eukaryota, Metazoa, Chordata, Aves, Coliiformes, Coliidae. Gene Ontology annotation, cellular component: cytoplasm. The transcript has 6 exons.
AGGAAGCGGCCGCCGUUGCCUAGCGCCGCCGCUGCUCUCCCCCGCCCUCGCCCCCGCACCGGCGCCGGGCCUGCGCUGCGCUGCGCGCCCACCAUGAAGGCCAUCGUACAGCGGGUGGCCCAGGCCAGUGUCACAGUGGGUGGUGAACAAAUAAGUUCAAUAGGACGAGGUCUAUGUGUGCUGCUGGGCAUUUCUUUGGAAGACACACAAAGAGAGCUGGAGCACAUGGUUCGAAAGAUUUUGAACCUGCGAGUAUUUGAAGAUGAAAGUGGGAAGCACUGGUCCAAAAGUGUGAUGGAUAAACAGUAUGAAGUGUUGUGUGUGAGCCAAUUUACUCUCCAGUGCAUCCUGAAAGGAAACAAGCCCGACUACCACAUGGCAAUGCCCACAGAGCAGGCAGAGUGUUUUUAUAACAACUUCCUAGAGCAGCUAAGAAAAGCCUACAAACCGGAGCUUAUUAAAGAUGGCAAGUUUGGUGCCUACAUGCAGGUACACAUCCAGAAUGAUGGUCCUGUAACAAUAGAACUGGAGUCCCCAGCUGCCACUGUUGACCCUAAACAGCUGACAAAACUUGAAAAACAGCAACAAAGGAAAGAGAAGACCAGAACUAAGGUGCCCUCUGAGUCGAGUAGAGAAAGAAACAUCCCCCGUAACAAGGAUGACCCCAGUGCAAGCAGUGGAGCGGAAGGAGAUGUGUCUUCGGAAAGAGAGCCUUAGCUCAUCCAAAGAAGUUUAUCAUACAAAAGCUACACUGGGUUCUUGGAGAGAAAGACCCAACAGACAUUCACCUCAGAAUCACUCUUCUACAGCUUUGGAAAAGAAUGGAAAAUGGGAAAACGGAACUAAGACAUUAGAAACCUGUGUAUCAUUCUGUAUUGAAGCAACCAAAGCAAUGCUAUCAGAUUCAGUUGUUACUGUGUAGUGUCAGUAGUAAAAAGGAUUUGUAACAUUUUUGUGUAUGUGUUUUUCACAUGACUGCUGAAUAAAGGGUGACUGUAGGCAGACUGUAGCGGAACAUUCACUCUCAGUACUCCAUUUCAGAGACAAAUCAGGGUUUUUCCUUAAACUUACACUUGAAUUCUGAAAAUGAUCCAGGCAGGCUUGUGUUUCGAUUCUCAAUCUAUGGUGUCAUGUGCUACCUGUUUCCAUGGCAGCGUGUAGAUCUGUGCAUAUUUGGGUAUAUUGUUCAGCUGCUGCGUAACGCCAGGUUACACAGUCCAGCCUCUCUGCAUGGAUUAAAUCAUUAAAAGAUCAGCUGCUAGUCGUUUAUCACGUGGGAACACAUCUGUCUUGUAAACUUUUUUAAAACAAGAAAAGACUUUAUUAAACAAAUGAUG